Molecule: messenger RNA, 1644 nt
Organism: Colletotrichum costaricense
Lineage: Eukaryota; Fungi; Ascomycota; Sordariomycetes; Glomerellales; Glomerellaceae
Exons: 5
Coding region: 1-1644 (547 amino acids)
Source: RefSeq, a predicted model, not a curated record
AUGUCAAACUUCAGCGCAUCAGACUUCGAUCUCCCUGGCUUCGAUCUCCCAGACUUUGACGUCCCGGACUUUGACAUGUCAAACUUUGGCCUGUCAAGCUUUGCCAUGAACGAACCUUGCAUGAUGAAUUUCGACAACCGAGCUAAUGGAAAUGCGCUGAACGCAUUCCAAUGGCCUGACGAAGGCAAUCUCAUGGCCGAGUUUAUACAUGGAUCUCCGGAUGCCUCACCCGUUCUUGCACAGUCGCCUUUUCAGGUCGACCUCGAUAUUAUUGACGAUUUGGCGGUAGCUCCUGCCAGUAAGGAAUGGAUGUUUGACGUCAUGCUCAACGACGUUGUUCCUUACCGGUAUCACGACCAUUUACGCCUCUUUCCCGACAUUGAGUUUUACCGAACGCUGUUGUACAAUCGCCCGAACCGCGAUGUGAUAUGGGGUUUUGUUACGCGAUUCCACGAGUGGAUCUCAAGUGUUGCGGCAUCAUCUCCUGACCAGGCCGACGAAGUCGUUACUGCCUUGCAACAUCGUGCCUUGUUCCAUGGCUGGCCUGGCACAAUAAGCACCGCUACUGGUUCUGAAUCACACUCAUCCCAAGCCCCUUCCACCCAGCAUCAGCAAGACCUAGUCUCACCAUCGACUUCAGCGGUUCCGACACCAGUAGUUGUUUCAGCUCAAGGGAGCAAAGCUGCGUCUCAGCUCCCGGUAACAACUGAACAUCAGCAUGACUUACUGAAGGUAGAAUUAAUCGUUGCCCCAGUGUUCCAGUACAAAGGGAUCAUAGCGAGUAUGGACCACUUCACAGAGCUGAACGAUGCGUAUGAGCGGCAUGUGAAGCGUGAGGCCGGUGCAGCCCCAGAAGACGAUGUAUCUUGGCCUGUGUCUGCCGAACAGCAACAAAGCUAUGUACAGAAGCUUUUCGGUUGUAUUACGGACUUGGACGACUUUUUCGAGCUCAGAAAGGCUCGAGAGCGCCUCGGCAACAUCCAAAAGACUCAACAAGAAACUCUCGCAGCUGAGCCCGUGGAGAACCAACGAAAGAGGCGCAGGGGCCCCGAUGGACAGACUGUCAGCUCCGAUCCUGCAGCCAGGCCCAAGGGUAUGAGCAAGACGGAUUGGGCCCUCAUAGAUGAGAAUAGCACGCCUGUGAGUCUUCUGGAGGCAGUGAUACAUCAUCGUAUCUCUGCCAUUGAGGUCGAAUUGCUUUGUUGGCGACUGCUGCGCUGUGCUAUGGAACAGCAAAAAGGAUAUACGAUGAGACCUCUGUGGUCCGGAACGAGAACUGUAUCCACAUGGGAGCACUUCGGAACGUUUUCAGAACGGUGGCAAUCCAUCUGCAAUAAUCUUCAGGAUUGCAAGAUGAUAGUUCACUCGCUCACGCGUGCAGACUGGAUCUGCAAGUACGCGGGCGCGCCAUCCAAAGAAAGAGGUGCGAAGCUUAGCAACGACCUCCUCAAUGGCCGCCGAGAUAUACAAAACCAAGUUGGCCGGGAUGUAAUAAAAGAAAAGACUUCUCAGCAGGCUUGGACAACGUCGGACAACUUUGAGAUUCGCGACAAAGAUGGUGAGCUCAUUUCAAAGGGAGGCCAUUUAGGCGACAAGAAACGUCGACAACUAGCUCUCAGAAGCAGGGAAAACAAUGGCCAUUGA